Messenger RNA from Gordionus sp. m RMFG-2023, 733 nucleotides. RefSeq names its product alpha-ketoglutarate-dependent dioxygenase alkB homolog 7, mitochondrial-like. Bases 20 to 643 code for a protein of 207 amino acids. Gene Ontology annotation, cellular component: mitochondrial matrix. Gene Ontology annotation, biological process: fatty acid metabolic process; DNA damage response. NCBI's taxonomy places the organism in Eukaryota, Metazoa, Nematomorpha, Gordioida, Chordodea, Parachordodidae. The record is from RefSeq and is a predicted model, not a curated record. The transcript has 4 exons.
AUGAAUUUCAAAAAUAAAUAUGCUUAAUACAAAUUUGUCAAACAUAAUAAUUAAACGUUUGUUAAAUCAUAAGUUAAUAGAUUUUAGAUGUAAAGAAGAUAUAAAGGAAAAGCUUAUAAAUAGCUUAUUCAUACAUGAAGAUUUUAUAUCUACUCUAGAAGAAAAGUCAUUGUUUCAAGAAAUUGAUCCAUUUUUGAAAAAUUUAAUAUAUGAAAACGAUCACUGGGAUGAUGCAAUAAUUGGCUAUCGGGAAACAGAGAAAAAAAGCUGGAAUAAAAACAAUACUAAAAUAAUAGAUAAAAUUAAGGAUACUGCAUUUCUAGAUAAAAAUAUGAUUAUUCCCUAUAUCCAUAUUUUAGAUUUGAGUAAAAAUGGAUAUAUUAAACCACAUGUAGACAGCAUUAAGUUCUGUGGUAAUAUAAUUGCAACCUUAAGUAUAUUGUCUGCCUCCAUUUUAAGGUUAUCUCAUAUAAAUGAAGAUGCCAUCAUAGAUGUUUUAAUACCUCCAAAAUCACUUUAUAUUAUCAAAGAUUUUGCAAGAUAUAAUUUUAAUCAUGAAAUAUUAGCAACAGGUAAUUUAUUCAAAGGAAGUACAAUAAAUAAAGAACGUAGGAUUUCUAUAAUUUGUAGAAAUAAAAUAUAAUUUUAAACAUUUAUUAAUCCAUUUUUAUUGAUAUUGAACUAAAUUCUGAUAUAAAGCUUUUUGCCUUUUUACUCAUAAAUGAAGAUGUUG